Molecule: messenger RNA, 1753 nt
Organism: Desarmillaria tabescens
Lineage: Eukaryota; Fungi; Basidiomycota; Agaricomycetes; Agaricales; Physalacriaceae
Product: Eisosome component PIL1-domain-containing protein
Exons: 4
Coding region: 66-1601 (511 amino acids)
Biological process (GO): eisosome assembly; endocytosis
Cellular component (GO): plasma membrane; eisosome filament
Molecular function (GO): lipid binding
Source: RefSeq, a predicted model, not a curated record
CCUUGCAUUGCCUUAGGUCUACUUGAACUUGCAUUGCCUACCCAACAUUUCUACCUUUUACCAUCAUGCCCGUCCCAGGUUUCUUACAGUCUUUCGCAGACAAGGCUCAGUCCGCUAUCAAGGACUCGCCUCUCGCCCAGCAUCUCCCAAGCCAGUAUCGUCCUGGCAGCCCAGAUGCCAGCGCCCAGCCAUCUGCCAAUGAAGUCGCGUCCGGUGGUCACAAAUCUCACACUUUAGAAGCAAUCCAGUACCAGUUACGCAGCCUCGGUCAGCAGUACAGUUCGACUUCGCCAGUACAAAAGAUCAUCACCAUCGAAAAGGGUGUCGCGAUUGACUUUGAUAGUGUAUCCAGAGACUCAAAGGCACAGAGUAAAGAACUCUACACUUGGGGUCAAUCAGAACUCGACGAUCUGAAAGAUGUGACUGAUCGCCUUGCGUACCUGAACUUCGUACAAGGUUCGCUUGCGAGCUCCAUCGCGGUGAAGUUGGAUGCUGCCCGAGCGCCACUGAAACAACUUCGUGACGCCGAGGUUGCCCUCACACCUCGCCGGAACAUCCGUGCCGGGCUACAGAAUCAGCUCGCAAGGCUCGAACAUGACAACCAAAAAGGCAUGGAAAAGAAGAUUAGCGAACUAAAGGAUCAAGUCAGGAAAGCCGAGGCCGACGAUCAACCACAAGAAAGGGAAGUUGAGCUUUUGAAGAGAAAGGCUAUCCGCGAAAGUGAACAAGCCAAAUGGGAUGCGAUCCGCGAGUACGGCGAAAAGCUGAUUCUGCUGUCACAAGCUGCAAAUCCCGUUAUUGCGGUGUUGCCUACAAUUCCGCCCACUGAGUCAUCUCCGUACACAGGUGCACAAGCCACUGGUGCUGCGCGCGCGUCGUUGCAACGUGCUCUUGAUAAUUAUAAGACGGGACAUAUCAAUCUUCCACCUCAAGUUGCGGCAUCUGACCUCAGUCGAUCCGACACUCAAAGCUUUGGUGAAAGCCAUGCUAGUGAGCUGUCUAGCAUGUCCACCGAUGUUGCCGGUGCCGCUAGUCCUGGUAUUCCACUCUCGCCGCCGUUGAACGCGACCAAGGAUUCUUCACAGGCAGUAUCUGAGCCUACGAAGUACGCCCCUCCAUCUUCUCCACCCCCAAUCAACCCAUCCAACUUGAAUCUUUCACCGACACCUCUUCCUUCCUCUGGUGGUCCUUCAUCCGCGUCUCCUAGCGUCUCUAGUGUCCCAUCGGACUCGUCUAAGUUACCUCCGAUCACACCUACCAUAGCAGAAACCGGGGUACCUGUGUCUGCCGGCACAUCAGGCCCUGGACCCGCAAGCGGUUCCCUGCACGACAUCAAGGCUUCGCCUCCGUCUGGCGGUAAUGGGAAGUUUGAAUCUGCUGAAGAGGAGAAGAGACGCCUUGCUGCGACAUACUCUCAGGCGUACAAUGCGCCACCUGUGUCACAGCCAACCACCUCGACGUCUGAAAGUGCUGAAGAGGAAAAGAAGAGGUUGGAAAGGGAGAGAAUUUUGAAGGAAGGUGGGAGUCACGGACCGACUGGAAGCGGAGACAAUAACACCAGGAAGGAUGAUGACGAGUUGCCGCCAUACCAGGACAUUUAAUUGCGUUGUUCUUACAUGUGGAUUGUAUUUCUUGUAUAACGAUCUGUGGGUAUGGUAUUAACAAUGAAUGUACCUCAUAUCUCUUCUACGUACUUCUAAUUUCGGUGUCCAAUUCAGCUGGACCGCUCCAGGGUGGCGUUCACAUAAUUCUU